CUAACUGACUGGAGCUAGGCAGCUCUGAUGCUGCUCAUGCCAACAGCGCUUAAUGUGAAUUAUAAUUGCCUCUGAAACGUACAGUGCAAUGUGUUUGUGCUGUCAUUAAAUGCCACAUCGCGUUUAGUUCUUGCCGAGUUGAUUACGAAAGACGUACAUAUGUAUCUGAAGAGACACGUUAGCUGAGCCAUGUAUUCAUCAAGAAAGCUACAGUUGCUUUCGACUGCGACUGACCUUUAUUGAAUGUGUGAGGAAAAGCACAGCAUCACUGGCAAAUAAUUAGGUGUUGUUGGCUUAUAAUAAAUGUAUUAUCAACUUUAUCAAUGCAAUAUACAGUCUGUCACUCCUUUUUUAGUUUGGCCUAGGAUAAUCACACACAGGCACAGGCGUUGAUCUAGUUCGAGAUGAUGUACAGACUUUCGAUUCGGAACUAUUAGAUCCGUGACAAUUAAAUUGGUUAAAUGUGACAAAAGUUCGGGCUACUAAAUAAAAAACGAAGGAUACCAAAGCUGAGAUUUUGUUGUAUACUAAGACCUAUUGCAAUCUGAAUGUUCAAAAUAUCCAUCAAAACUGGAUCUCACCAUCCUAUUAAAUUCUGAGCGUUAUUUUGCCACUGAGUCUAAUAAUAUGUGAAAUAAAUGGCUUUCAAAGGGAACAUGUCCAGGACAGCAUUAGGACUUUUGCAUGUCUUGUUUGUCUUUACCCUUCAUUCAACUGGCUCAAUGUUGUCCUACUAAUUCGUGUUAGGAAAAUGAAAAUGGCCCAGCCCUUAAUAAUCACAUUUUACUUUGAGACAUGCGAUUUGUUUUAAAAAAAAAAACUCCCUUCAGCUAUUGGGACAAGGACAGCGACAUUAUAGCCAUAACAUUCACUGGCAGUUUGGUUUCCCCUUUUUUCAAAAUGGGUUGGAUUAGGGGUGGUGCCUCUGUAGUCAUAAGACUUCAGGAGUCAUUUCCACUUAGCUGUGUCAGGUGACUCAGGCAAGUCAUGGGUUUUGUACCAGACAAUACACAUGCUUCAGAUUUGUACAGUAAAGGAGCACAGAAGCCAGGAAACACUGGCCCGAACAUUAGUAUUAUUAUAAAGAACCAAACGGAUCGACACACACACACACACACACACACACACACACACACACACACACACACACACACACACACACACACACACACACACACACACAAAAAAAUAAUGGUCUUGUCGUGCGAUUGACACAUGCAAUCCUGGAUCGGACGUUUAUUGUUCGUGUCUCAUCGACUUUUUUGUUUAUUUAAGAUUAGUUCAGGAUCAAUAAUGUUGAAAAGAUCUGGUCAGUUCUGCGAAGACAUGAUUCCUACCGUGGGGUUCAACAUGAGAAAGGUCACCAAAGGAAACGUGACCAUAAAGGUCUGGGAUAUCGGUGGGCAGCCCAGGUUCAGAAGUAUGUGGGAGCGCUACUGCCGGGGAGUCAACGCGAUUGUAUACAUGGUUGACGCAGCAGAUUCUGAAAAGGUGGAGGCAUCCAGAAAUGAGCUUCAUAAUUUAUUAGACAAGCCUCAGCUACAAGGAAUACCAGUUCUUGUACUGGGCAACAAAAGGGAUCUCCCUAGCGCUCUAGAUGAGAAGCAGCUUAUUGAGAAGAUGAACUUGGCAGCUAUUCAGGACAGAGAAAUAUGCUGCUACUCUAUUUCCUGUAAAGAGAAAGACAACAUAGAUAUCACACUUCAAUGGCUCAUCCAGCACUCAAAAUCUCGGAGGAGCUGAGAGAACCGGAAGUGUUGCCAGCGCUGGUCGCCACCUUACCCCCAUGCCACGUCCUGUCCACGCUGCAAUGGUGUACAGUCCCGGUCCCCAGCGCACUGUUAACCCCUCUUCUGGUAUCCCCACAUGUUAACCCCUCCUCUGGUAUCCCCACAUGUUAACCCCUCCUCUGGUAUCCCCACAUGUUAACCCCUCCUCUGGUAUCCCCACAUGUUAACCCCUCCUCUGGUAUCCCCACAUGUUAGCCCCUCCUCUGGUAUCCCCACAUGUUAGCCCCUAUUCUGUUAGCCCCUAUUCUGUUAGCCCCUAUUCUGUUAGCCCCUAUUCUGUUAGCCCCUAUUCUGUUAGCCCCACAGAUGUAGGGGGGGGGGGGGGGGGGGGAGGGAAGGGACAGUUGCUGGGGGAAGGGGGGGGGGGGGGAGCGUGAAGAAUCAAAAAAAUAAAAAGCCUGUCCACCUUAUACCCCCAGUACGGCGGCCCUGCUAGCAGUCAUCCAAGCUCCCUUUCCUUAAUCAAAGGAGUUGGUUUUUUGGUUACCCUCAAGGUCAUUAAAAAAAGAGGAACAAGUGCAUUAAAUAUGGUUGUUAGCCGAGCAGGUAUGUGUAAAUAUCUUGCUUAAAAUAUUCUUUAAGCGUGUGAGAUAUGUGUGUUCUAUUUAAAGUUUGAAUGUACAGAAGGCUUGAAGUUGGAUGUGUGUCAGUGUUUGUGGUUCGCAUUGCGCCUGGCGGAGUUUUGUUGUGCGGUCCUGCAGCCGAGAGGAGGGAGAAUCUAAAGUGCCUUGGGCAGCAUCGCCCCUCGGAGCACAGCAGCCUCUGCCUACCCAAACAAGUCAGAAUACCACUAAAAUGUAUACGUGAAAUAAAAGGGCAUGCUUUUUAA
Messenger RNA from Gadus macrocephalus (Pacific cod), 2619 nucleotides. It is a transcript of the gene arl8ba, whose product is annotated as ADP-ribosylation factor-like 8Ba. Gene Ontology annotation, cellular component: lysosomal membrane. The record is from RefSeq and is a predicted model, not a curated record. Gene Ontology annotation, molecular function: GTP binding; GTPase activity. The transcript has 7 exons. The coding region runs from base 1216 to 1743 and encodes 175 amino acids. Gene Ontology annotation, biological process: protein transport; anterograde axonal transport. Lineage: Eukaryota; Metazoa; Chordata; Actinopteri; Gadiformes; Gadidae.